Messenger RNA from Ciona intestinalis (vase tunicate), 2551 nucleotides. Lineage: Eukaryota; Metazoa; Chordata; Ascidiacea; Phlebobranchia; Cionidae. The record is from RefSeq and is a predicted model, not a curated record.
UUGAUAAUUUUAGAACUUUUUAAAAAGUUAGAGGACAAAACGAAGAAGGCAGAGUACUUUGUGGUAUGUUUAAUUAAACGCAUUUAGAUAACUAAGUACCUGUACCGAAGAAUAUAUUUUCAUCAGCCGCAGUUGUAACAUAGCAAUUGACAGAAAUUCAAGUUAAACAAUGUCUGAUUAUUUCAUCAACGAAAGCUUCUUUCUCGAGAAGAAAAGAGCUUUGGUUAAGAUCUGGCUUCGACUUGGUCUGAACAAGCAACAGAUAGAAGAGAAAUGGAACACUCGCAUCAAAAGUGAACUCGAAAACACGAUUGAGCGAUUAUUGGAGGAAGAAUUAAACAACGAAAAAGAACUUCAGCAUAACUUGGCUCGCUACACAGAAGAAGUAGAAUUGAUACAACGUCAGCUUGGAUUGAGGGAAGACGUUUUGGAAAUCCUUGCUAACGGUGGAGAUGGAACCCAGCGUGGUGGGUUGGUCGCUAAGGAAGAGAAGGCACGGAAACGAUUUCACGAGCUUAAUGAAAUAAGAGAAAAGAGAAUGAAGAUUUUCGUAGAGAUACAAAAAGAAGAAGGCAAUCUAUGCGUGAUGCUUGGCGAAGAUUGUGUUUUCGCCAACGAUCCGAAUCCUGAUCUGUCGCAAAACAACAUCGAUGCCGCUUUAAAACGAAACGUGGAGCUCACAGACGAAUAUGAUAGAAGAUUUGCGGUGUAUACGAAAAUACGAUCGUCGUUGACCGCCCUGCUUGGAAAAUGUCAGCAAAGUGCAAUUAAGCCAAUAUUUCGAGAAAUUUCGCAAAGUAGCGGUGAUGAUGGACCGCCACAAGCAAUGAGUGAGAAUUACCUGGAACAAUUGUAUAUUCUUGAAAAAGAUUUGAAACAAGUUUGCUUGAAAGAGCAAGCCGAAGAAUAUAAGAAAGAGAUUGAACGCUUAUGGGAGGAAACAUCGGUGUCUCAAAAUGAAAUCGACGAAUUUAGAAAAAAAUAUUUUUCUUUUUCCAGCAAGAUCAACACGACGCUGAUGGCAAAUCUAGAAGAAUAUUGCGAGACUUUGAAAUGCAGAAAAAGGAAGCAACUUUUUGUCGAGUUAAAAACGGCUAAACAGAUUUUACAUCGAUUGCAAAUUGAAACUUAUAUGCUGGAUGCAAACGAGAAGUGGAAUUAUACACCCAACGACGAUUCAACGAAUGCAGAGAUAUCGGCUUACAUAAGCCAAAUAAACGAUGAAACACAAAAGUUAAACGACUUGAUGAACGAAGAGAGAAUGAAAGUGAUUAAACCGUUAAAAGAGUGGGAUCUUGGCUUCGAUAAAUUAAUAGCGUUGGCAGCAAAAAACCUGGACCCUGACCGACUCAAAAACAGAGGUGGCGCUCUUCUUCGAGAUGAACGAGAACGAAAAUCUCUUAAAAGUCAACUAGGAAAGAAAGAGCAUCAGUUAAUGGAAGUGAUUGAAAAAUAUAGAGGUGAAAAUCGUUUCAUGGUCAAUGGUGUGGAGUUGGCCGCUUACUUUGAAAUGAAAUGGCAGCAGCUUGACGACGUGCAUGGGAGCUUCACUAAACAAAGCAAAUUAAAGCGGAAGAAACAAACAGAAGAAGAAGCGAGGUAUGGAAGCUGCAAUCCUCGAAAAGCUGACCCCAAGAAAGCGUUUGGUGCCCCGUUGUCUAAAAAGAAAAGACAAGACGACAUCAGUUCAGAUGAUACGGCAACCUCGUCUGGUUAUAUAACAACCUGGGGCGAUAUACGGAAGUCCCCAGUUAAGUCGGUUGUCGCUAAGCUUACUCGGAUCCCCGAGAUGAACGUAUCAGGCAGCAACAAAGCCACAGAUGACGCAAUAAUUUCAGCAAGAACAUCUCGGCUCAAGAAAGCAAGACAUGCGAAGGGACAAAGACGACGAAGCAAGUCUGUUGGCAACAUGUUUAGCUUGAACGAAGACGAAAGCAAAAGUUGCACAAACGUCUCGUCGAUGCUUCGAUUGAAUGUCCCAAGCACAUCUGCUGGUGUUGGACAAAGUUUUCAACAAAAGGAUAAAUUCUCAACUACCAGCUUUGGACAAAGUAUGUUCAGCGAAACCAUAGAGAUAGAACAGCCGCUCAGUGAAACGAUUGGCCCUGCGAUUAACAAUCACCUGAUGUUCGAAGCUGGAUUUGAUGGCGUGCUUGAGCGACAACCGAAAUCCCGUAGCAGUGCGAUUGGCGUGUAUAACAACUUCCGAUAAGCUUUGAUUGGGGGCAAGGAAUGUAAUAAGCUAUAAUAGGGUGGGUAAAGAUGGGACACAUUUCCAUUCUGUGUUUCCUUCCUAUUUAGUAGUACAUAAAGAACAUUCAAAGAAUCAUAAAAAUCGCUUCCUCACGACUCCCAUAGACCACUACUCCCAGCAUAGACCGUUGUUGAUAGUCUAAAACACGAUUAGAAUUUUUAAAUAUUAUGUGGUAAAGGUAUUCCUUCUUCCUACCCCCACUCUACUGUAUUUGACGUUCCAUUAUUUAUUGUAUAUAUUUAUGUUAUCGUAUAUAAGUUGCAAAUUUAUUCCUAUUAAAAGUAUUUACAAAUUCUA